Molecule: messenger RNA, 1006 nt
Organism: Amphibalanus amphitrite
Lineage: Eukaryota; Metazoa; Arthropoda; Thecostraca; Balanomorpha; Balanidae
Product: pro-resilin-like
Exons: 3
Coding region: 171-740 (189 amino acids)
Cellular component (GO): extracellular matrix
Source: RefSeq, a predicted model, not a curated record
UGCGAAGGCAUGAUGCAAUAGUUGGAGAUGUCUCGGGGAUCGUGACUAGGAGCCGCGCCUGUUUGCCAAGUUACGAGUAUAUAACAGCCGCGACCGGCCAGCGGAGCAUCAGUUCAUUCUCAGCCUCCUAAGGCACAACACAGAUCUCAGAGCCACUCAUCGCCAACACAAUGAAGGUUUUCGUUGCGACUUUCCUGCUGGCGGUGGCCGCUGUCUCUGCCGACCGCCCUCUGGGAAGGUCUGGUCCCGGCCAGAGCUACGGAGCUCCCCAGAGGAACGGAGGGGCCUCCCAGAGCUACGGAGCUCCCCAGGGCAGCGCCUCCCAGAGCUACGGAGCUCCCCAGGGCAGCGCCCCUCAGAGCUACGGAGCUCCCCAGGGCAGUGCCCCUCAGAGUUACGGAGCCCCUCAGACCAGCUACGGCGCCGGCCAGGAGGAAUUCCCACCGCAGCCGUACUCUUUCGAGUACGAGGUUAAGGACGACGAGGGUAACGACUACGGCCACAAGGAGGAGUCGGACGGCAGCCGCGUCGAGGGUGUGUACCGCGUGCUGCUGCCCGACACCCGCGUCCAGACCGUCACCUACUACGUGGAGGGCGACUCUGGUUUCGUGGCUGACGUCCAGUACGAGGGCGAGGCGCAGUUCCCUGAGGACAGCCAGAACGGCCAGUACGGCGCAGCCGCCCCCAACAACGGCUACGGCGCUCCCAGCCCGGCCACCGGCUACGGAUCGCCCUUCUAAAUUCUCACACGGAUAUCCAAUACUGGCCGAUAGAUAAAAGCAUUGAUUACUCCGAUAGCAUGUAAAUAUUUCGCUGUAUGUAUGCGCAAGGUGAAUGCAGCUCGCCCGUCGUGCAGCUCUCAGCAGCAUGAAGAAUGAAGAUGAUGAUGUUGGAUGCAUUGGCAUGUGUUCAUAUAAGUGCAUGUAUUUAUUACCUAUCUAUGUGACGUCAGCGUGCUCAGUGUUGUCACUACCUACUCAAUACACGUGUUUAUGACCUUGAUGAA